Messenger RNA from Symbiodinium necroappetens, 363 nucleotides. The record is from the annotation of a GenBank genome assembly. Lineage: Eukaryota; Dinophyceae; Suessiales; Symbiodiniaceae.
AUGUUGGACCAGAACAUGGCAGGAUUCAUGAUGUCUAUGGACCCGCAAGCUGUCGUGAUGCACAGCCAGGAGAAGGCGAAAGUACCUCUAAGUGGAGGUGGUCCUAAGAGAACGGACUACAUCAAGAAGUUUGGUGGGACGAAUGAGACUGUGGAGGGAACAGCAACUGCUUCCACACAGCCUAUCACGACAAUGAUGCUGAAGAACAUCCCCUGCCGAAAGAGUCAAGAGGAGGUGAUGCUGACCAUUGAUGAAGAAGGCUUUGGUGGAAGGUACGACUUUUUCUACUUGCCUCGGGACGUCAAAUUUCGAGCAAACCUCGGAUAUGCCUUCAUCAACUUUAUCACCCCAGAGGAUUGCUGA